This is a messenger RNA of Haemonchus placei, 249 nucleotides long. The record is from the annotation of a GenBank genome assembly. NCBI's taxonomy places the organism in Eukaryota, Metazoa, Nematoda, Chromadorea, Rhabditida, Trichostrongylidae.
AUGGUGGCGGUCAAGUGUCGAUGUUUCCAAGAGAGUGUUAGCUUCGGAGAUGAUAUCUCUCUGUUGGCAAUGUCGAAAGUUGUUUUCAACAAAGACAGGACAGCACUAAAACUGUUCUCCACGAAACUGAAGGAUGAAGGGAAGUACGUAUGCAUUGUCGAAAACUCAGCUGGAAGGGCUGUAAAAGUAACGCAACUCUAUGUGAACGAUUGCACAGAAACGUGGACAAGAAAGAACUCCGAACAGUAA